Molecule: messenger RNA, 2408 nt
Organism: Cajanus cajan (pigeon pea)
Lineage: Eukaryota; Viridiplantae; Streptophyta; Magnoliopsida; Fabales; Fabaceae
Molecular function (GO): 5'-nucleotidase activity
Source: RefSeq, a predicted model, not a curated record
CAUUAACCGUUCACUACCGCCAACUCAACCGCUUCCUCCUCUCACUUCGUCUCUCCGCCGCACCUCCGCCGCCGGAAGCACCGUAGUCCGCCGGCGAUGUUUGGGGCAAAGGUCUUCACCAAAUUCUCCAUACCUUUUGACCUGUCUCCAAGUAACCGCUUGACUAACGGAGUUUCUUUCCGUAACGGCCUUUUCGGUGCGAGAGAAAGCGCUUCCACGCUGUGUCUCUGUUCCGUUGACGGUGGCGUUUUCUCCGUUACGGCUUCCGGAAAUUGCCACGUGGACUACCUCGGGGAAAGCACCAAGGGGAACUUGAACGUUAAGGUCGAAACUUUUGUAGGAAUCGAUGGACAUGCUGCAUUAGAAGGUCCAAUUGAGGAGGUGGCCAGAAGAGAGGCUAGAGAAGCUGAAGAUUUACUGAAAAAAUUGGAUAUUCAGAUUCCUUUUUUGUCAAGAGAUUCACCUCAUGGAAUAUUUUGCAUCCAUACACUAAAUCUUCAGUCAAUUAGUGUCAUUGGAUAUGACAUGGACUAUACCUUGGUGCAUUAUAAUGUGAAGGCUUGGGAAGGGCGGGCUUAUGACUACUGUAUGGAAAACCUCAAGAAAAUGGGCUUCCCUGUUGAUGGACUUGCAUUUGAUCCAGACUUGGUUAUUAGAGGCCUUGUCAUUGAUAAAGAGAAAGGCAAUUUGGUUAAACUUGAUCGAUUUGGUUAUAUAAAAAGAGCCAUGCAUGGAACCAAAAUGUUAUCUACGCAUGCUGUGAGUGAGAUAUAUGGGAGAGAACUGGUGGACCUGCGGGAGGAGAAUCGAUGGGAGUUUCUCAACACAUUGUUCUCUGUGUCUGAAGCUGUGGCUUACAUGCAUAUGGUUGACAAAUUGGAAGAUGGGGUUAUACCAUCCAAUCUUGGCUCCUUUGAUUAUAAAAGGCUUUAUAAGGCUGUUGGAAAAGCUCUCUUCACAGCACACGUGGAAGGUCGCCUCAAGAGUGAGAUUAUGUCUAACCCCGAACAAUUUGUGGAACCUGAUCCAGAAAUUCCCUUCACACUUUUGGAUCAGAAAGAGGCAGGCAAAAAACUUCUGCUUAUUACAAACUCAGAUUAUCAUUAUACAGACAGAAUGAUGCAUUAUUCAUUUAAUAGAUUCCUUCCGAAUAGCAUGGGUUGGCGAGAUUUAUUUGACGUUGUAAUUGUCUCGGCACAAAAACCAGAAUUCUUCCAAAUGUCACACCCCAUGUAUGAAGUGGUGACAGAUGAUGGUCUGAUGCGUCCAUGCUUUAAAGCUCAAACUGGUGGUGUGUACUCAGGGGGGAGCGCGCAGAUGGUUGAAAAUUCCCUAAAUAUACACGGAGACGAGAUACUGUAUAUUGGUGACCAUAUUUACACUGAUGUUAGUCAAUCUAAAGUCCAUUUGCGAUGGCGAACAGCAUUGAUUUGUCGGGAACUGGAAGAAGAGCACAGUGCCCUAAUUCUUAGCCUGGGUCAUAGAAAAUCAUUGGUGGAGCUUAUAAAUCAAAAGGAGGUUAUAGGUGGUCUCUUUAACCAGCUACGGCUGACUCUGCAGCGGCAAAGUACAGGGCAUCCUGCUCAUACUGUUGCUCAAACUAAAUUGGAGGAUGAAAAACUUACUGAAAGCAUGCAAAAGCUACAUAUUGUUAUGAAAAGACUAGAUGGAAAAAUUGCUCCAAUGCUAGAGGCAGAUGGGGAGCUCUUCAAUAAAAGGUGGGGCUAUCUAUCACGUGCUGGUUUGUGGGAUAAAAGCCACUUGAUGAGACAAAUUGAGAAGUAUGCAGAUAUAUAUACUUCUAGGGUGUCAAAUUUUUUACAUUACACACCCUUUAUGUAUUUCCGCUCUCAGGAACAGAACCUUGCACAUGAUUCAUACACACACUAUUGUUCACAAGUUGUCAAGUUUCCUUCCUAUGGUAAAUUGGACCAAAAUAGAGAAAUAUAGGAAAUAAAUGUCUCUGGUUGACUUAAAACAUGUAUCAUUUCAACCUUGUAUAAUGGUGUAGUGAUGAUAUAUACUAUAUUAUAUAAAUGCAUGAUACCAAGUCUAUGAAGGGCCGUAGAUAUCGUGUUUCACAAAGCUUUAGAAGUCCCCAUGUCAUUAAAAAGAUGAUUGGUGUUUUGGGUCAACAAUAAGGAUGGCGUAGUAAGGUACUUUCCCUGAACCAAGGGGUGUUUUAGUUUGCUAUUGGUUUCAAUGAGAGCAGAGGCCAAAGCAGAAAGAAAUAAAUGCAAGGGAUAGUGUUUCCAACUGAAUCAGAAUGUCAUGAUUGACAUGACAUUGUUGGUGACUAAUCAAAUUUGUAUGUUGUUACCCCGCUAUUAGGUUCAAAUGAUUUAUAUUUCUACCAUGAUAACAAAUCUUUAUGCAUUUCCUUGGCAUAUAAUUUGAUCAUUUCAAUA